CAGCAGACAACAUACCAUUUAAAAUGCCUUCAGCAACGAGAGAACCAUCGACGAAGAAGUCGUCAUCAUCAAAGACCGCGGACGAUGCGAAGACACACAAGCUGUCGCUAAAAGGCAGCUCAAAACUGGUGACGGAGUUCUUCGAGUACUCCAUCAACACCAUAUUGUUCCAGCGCGGCGUCUAUCCCGCUGAGGACUUCACAGCGGUCAAGAAAUAUGGCCUGAACAUGAUGGUCACGCUCGAUGACCAAGUCAAAGCAUAUAUCAAGAAGAUCAUGUCGCAACUCAGCAAAUGGAUGCAGAAGUCCAAGAUCUCAAAAUUAGUCAUCGUCAUCACAUCCAAGGAGACCGGCGAACACGUUGAGCGAUGGCAGUUCGACGUCAACAUCUUCAACGACGACAGCAAGAAGAAAUCGCGCUCCUCCAGUGGCGACAAAGAGAAUUCCGCACCGGCUGGAUCCAGCGCCGAAGCGACACAGCCUGAGAAGACGGAAGCAGAGAUUCAAUCCGAGAUUCAAGCACUGUUUCGUCAAAUUACCGCAUCUGUUUCCUUUCUGCCUAUGCUUGACGGGAAUUGCACAUUCAACGUCCUAGUAUACGCAGAUGCAGAUAGUGAGGUGCCGCUAGAGUGGGGAGAUUCUGACGCGAAGGAGGUGAAGAAUGCAGAGAAGGUCAUGUUGAGAAGUUUCUCAACGCAAAAUCACAGAGUGGAUACUGUGGUCUCGUACAGGCUUGCCGACUGAGUCAAUGGCUCUCACCUUUCACACUGUGCCGACGAAAUUCUGGAAUAAUGAGAUCGCAUUGGAGAUGUCGAUCGUGGUGUUGGGAGCACGCACCAGUUGUGCGGUUGUGGCGUGGGAAGGCUUGAAAUUCGCGGCUUGACGGUAUGGCAUGGAGCACAAGGCUCAUGUUCACCUACGAGAAAUUUCGUAUCCUAUGUGUAUUUUGCGGCUUCUCAAACAUUUGCUACCCACAAUGAACAGUGCAGCGAGCCGUGGUUGAAUCGGCUCCGGAGCUGGCUCCACAUUUUGAGUUC
Messenger RNA from Cercospora beticola, 1036 nucleotides. RefSeq names its product HORMA domain-containing protein. Gene Ontology annotation, cellular component: cytoplasm; kinetochore; nucleoplasm. Gene Ontology annotation, biological process: mitotic spindle assembly checkpoint signaling. Lineage: Eukaryota; Fungi; Ascomycota; Dothideomycetes; Mycosphaerellales; Mycosphaerellaceae. The record is from RefSeq and is a predicted model, not a curated record.